UGUUUUGUUGUUGUGUAUUUAGGAGUACAGAGCUUUACCCUAAACUUCGUAUUCUCUCAUCUUCUACAUAAACAAACCUCUUCUUCUCUUCUCUUCCUCAAACCCCAUUCUCUGUUCUUCCAUUCCUUUUCUUUCACUCUCUCUUUUUAACUCAUUUCUUAAGAAACAUCAAAUGCUGUUUUUAUUUGUUUGAUAUUUCUUCUUCAUAUUUUGCAACAUCCUUCAAUGGCGGAUAGUUUUUACUGUACAGAGAAUGCCAAUAUUUGUUUUGAUGAUCAAUUUGAUUGUAAUGCUACAAAUAAUGUGUUUGAACAAUGCUCAAUUUCUCUGCCCCACCGAAGAACCCGUGACCAGUAUGUUGAAACUUUUCUGGGCUCUGCCUUAGAGAGUGAAGAGAGAGUUAGAAGAAUGGUAGAGAAAGAGAUUGAGCAUUUGCCAACUCAUGAUUAUCUUAAGAGAAUGCUCUCUGGGGAUUUGGAUUUCAAGUUCAGAAAAGAGGCUGUUGAUUGGAUUUGGAAGGCUCAUGCCCAUUACAGCUUUGGACCUCUGAGUCUUUGUUUAUCUAUGAACUACUUGGAUCGUUUCCUCUCAGUGUAUCAUUUGCCUAUGGAUAAAAGCUGGACUGUGCAGCUUCUGUCAGUAGCUUGUAUGUCUCUAGCAGCAAAAAUGGAGGAGACAGAAGUUCCUCUUCCCAUAGAUUUACAGGUUGAGGAACCUAAGUUUGUGUUUGAAGCAAAAACUAUACAAAGAAUGGAGCUUUUAGUUCUAAGCAGGUUGAAAUGGAAGAUGCAAGCCAUAACUCCAUUUUCUUUCAUUGAUUAUUUCCUCAGUAAGAUCACUGUUGAGCAGCAUAUACCAAGCCUGUUUUUCUCUAAAUCUUCACAACUCAUUCUGAGCACAAUUAAAGGCAUUGACUUCUUGGAAUUCAAGCCCUCUGAAAUUGCUUUAGCUGUGGCAAUUUCCAUUUCAGGAGAAUUUCAAGCACCGGAUAUGAAUAAAGCAAUCCUUUCUUUUCCAUAUAUGGAGAAAGAAAGAGUGAUGAAGUGUAUUGAAUUGAUUAGAGAUUUGUCAUUGAUUAAUAAUGUGUAUGGAAAUGAAUUGGAUGGUAAUGUUGUUGGUGGUUCAGUUCCUCAGAGCCCAGUUGGGGUUUUGGAUGCAGCUUGUUUGAGUUACAAAACAGAGGAACUAUUAACUGCAGGCUCAUGUGGUAAUUCUUCUUCUCAUGACAGUGCAGACAGCAAAAGGAGGAGACAAGAUAGACCAUCAUCAAAUGAUGAUUCAAGUCCAUCCAGUCCUGUCAAAUGAAAGAAAACACACAAAAAAGAGAGAGAGAAAAAAAGAGGGUGAAUAAAAUUUAGGUAAGUGUCAUCAGUUAGAGUGUUACUUAAAAUGAAAAUUUCCACAACAUAUCAUAUUCAAAACUUUGAGAUAGAUAGAAAAACACAGCAAAAAAGCAGGAAACUGUUGCUUCAAUUCCUAAAAUUCACUUUUGUAAACAGAAUUUUACUGUAAAAGAAGCAGAGGAAGAAGAAUAUGCAUAAGAAAGAGAGGAGAUGUUUGCUGUGGUGUGUGUGAUUUUGCAGUGAGUUUUUUUUUUUUUUUUUUUGGAUUUAUUUUCCUUAGGGAUUUAAAUAAUUGAGUUAUUGUGUGGAGGGGGGGUGGUUUGUUUUUGGGGAUUGAGAAAAGGGGGCCCCACUUGGUCAAACCCCCUCUGUGUUUUUGAGUGUAUGACCAGUCAACAUCUGGAAUGUAUUGCUCUGUAAAACCAACUCUCUAUCUGUAUGUAUAUAAUGAUUAUUCAAAAACAAAGAAAAAAAAAA
Benincasa hispida (wax gourd) is the source of this 1820-nucleotide messenger RNA. Its product is annotated as cyclin-D4-1-like. NCBI's taxonomy places the organism in Eukaryota, Viridiplantae, Streptophyta, Magnoliopsida, Cucurbitales, Cucurbitaceae. The record is from RefSeq and is a predicted model, not a curated record.